AUGGAUAGCCCUCAAUCGUCCCCAGAACAACCUCAACAGGAUAGCCCGGAAGGAUCGCCGCCUAACUAUGAUAAGCCCUAUCACUCUAAACGGCCUCACAAGAAGUCGCGAGCAGGAUGUCGCAACUGUAAAGUCCGCAAGGUUAAAUGUGACGAGGCGCGUCCCGUCUGUCGAUCUUGCAAACUACGCAAGGCUGAUUGCGUAUACCCGAGUCCUGCAUCUGCAGCCUCAACUACUCCUUCAUCCAGAAACAUCACCAAGACAACUCCUCGGGCUUCCUCUGAGGCCCGUAUCACUAGUCAAACGGCUCCUUCACCCAUCUCAAUACCUUCCAGAGAUGAGUCUGUGGAGGAGAUCGGGCCCUUGACGGUUCAGCCGCUAUUUCGACCUAUGCCCAUGGAUGGGACAGAUAUGAAGCUUCUUUGGUUUUACACCAGCUCAACAUGCACAUCAUUCUCGGUUGAUGAGGGACCCCGGAACCCUAUCAACGAUGUCCUCAGAAACCGCAUGGUUCAGGUCGCGUUCGAUAAUCCUUUCCUCAUGGACACUUUAUUCGGCCUAGCAAGUCUUCACAUGCAGAGCCUUGAGCUGAGCCAGGAUGUAGCUCGCGCUUUCUCAUACCGCGCCCGAUCCUUCGAGGGCUAUCGUCUGGCUGUUGAAAGAGCCCAGCCCGAGACGUUCCCAGCUCUACUGGCAAACUCUCUAUUACUCACUGCUCUCUCUUCGCAAAACUUCCGCGAUAAAGAUGGUAAGAAGCUUUACUUAAUCGACUGGAUGAUCGUGUGGCGAGGAAUCGGCCUUGUUAUUGACCUCAUGGGUAUUGAAAAACUGCUUGAUUCAGGCCUUUACCCUCUCUUCAAUCGACCACCAGUCGACAUUGAACAGGCUACAAAUUAUAUUCCCAUAAAUCUUCUCUCAAUGAUCAGUUCGAUCGACCCUACCGACCCAGAUUAUCUUUAUGCAGAAACCUACUACGAAACGCUUCAAUUCCUGGGCUCGCUUUACCAAAAUUUACAUGACGGCUUUGCACCCUCUAUGAUGCUACGUAUAAUCACCUGGUUCACGUUUGUCCCCAGAGACUUUGUUCAGCUCUCGCGUGAGCUACGUCCUCGUGCUCUAGUCAUUCUUGCCUACUACGCUGCCUUUCUCAAGCUGCCAGUAGAUGUCUGGUGGUUGAAGAAUGUCGGGGAUCGCUCAUUACAAGAUCUUUGCGAGUAUAUUGGACCGGAAUGGCAACAGUACCUACUCGUCCCCCACAUGGCACGGCUUGUCGAGGGGGAGCAUGAGAUAGCAAAAGUAUUGUUUGAAGACCCCAACUGGUCGCCUAGAACACCCAACAGCCUCCGACUAGACCCCUCGGCUUCUGUCAGUCUCGUCGACGAGAUGGGGAGGCGUGUUGAAUGGAGACCCGCCGAGAUGAAACUUGUGCUUGUUGAUGGGAGAGACGACAUAUCUUCAAAGGCACAGGCUGCGGAAAAAUGGAGGAAGGAGAUGGAUGCUGAUUUCUCUCUAAACAAUGAUCGAAAUUAG
Fusarium sp. VM40 is the source of this 1530-nucleotide messenger RNA. The record is from the annotation of a GenBank genome assembly. NCBI's taxonomy places the organism in Eukaryota, Fungi, Ascomycota, Sordariomycetes, Hypocreales, Nectriaceae.